Messenger RNA from Trichogramma pretiosum, 2672 nucleotides. RefSeq names its product transcription factor Sox-3-like (gene SoxN). Gene Ontology annotation, molecular function: DNA-binding transcription factor activity, RNA polymerase II-specific; RNA polymerase II cis-regulatory region sequence-specific DNA binding. Bases 770 to 2347 code for a protein of 525 amino acids. The record is from RefSeq and is a predicted model, not a curated record. NCBI's taxonomy places the organism in Eukaryota, Metazoa, Arthropoda, Insecta, Hymenoptera, Trichogrammatidae. Gene Ontology annotation, biological process: anatomical structure morphogenesis; cell differentiation; regulation of DNA-templated transcription. The transcript has 4 exons.
AAAGGAGCCAAAGUACGAUAGGCAGCGUCGAGCAGUUUGCCGUCGAUACUCACCUUUCGUCACGUUUUUGUUCCCAGUGUGUGUACUCAGUGCGCGUGUGUAAAUCUCCGACGAACUCGUCAAUAAAGAAUUCUGCUUAUUUUUGACUUGACGUAUCGAGCGGUGAUAAUACAGUGCGUAAUGAAUUGUUGUUAUCGAGGAACGCGUGAUCAAAGAUAUUCGAAAUAGCGCGCGCCUGUGCUGCCAUUCAUUGGAUACACGCAUCUACCAAUAGCGGGAAAUCGCAGUAGAGGGGAAAGAUCUCAUCGAGACCUCGUCUGCAGUAGUGGAGGGUGCCAGCUUACCGCGAGUUUCAGUGUGUACCAGUUUUGCCCAAGACAAUUCAGCGACCAGACGUACCGCUUGUUUCGUUUGCGUCUCCUCGAUACGGUGUUUAUGUCUGUGAACAAGCAGUGUAUACAAUCACCGAGUGAGCGACCCUAGCUUGUGGAGAACUGUCGCGUUUGUACCGACUAUUCAAAACGAAAAAUUGUGCAUUUUAGUGAAUAUUUGUGCAUAAGGUGUGUUGUCUUAGCUAAUCGAGAUUCGGACUUGAUGUCUCGAACGCAGGACUCUGCACGUUGGCAAGUUCAAGUGACAGUUGAAAGAUAGUUAAACUUGAUAUUUAGCAACGAGAAAGCGCGAAGUUUGUUGCACCAGGACGUGAGCUAAAAGUGUACAAAUUAAUCGUUGUGGUGCAUUUUUACAGCGUACCCUCACAGUGGAUAAUAUGCUGACUAUGGAAUCUGACAUGAAGGGUCUCCACGCCAACAUACCCCCUCAUCCUCAUCAGGGAGUCUCGCCGAUGGGCCAUCAUUCAGUUUCUCCGUAUGCACCCCUUGGUUCUCUCAUGCAUAGCCCUACGUUAUCGGGGAGCCCGCCUAAUAUGAACAAUCUCUCUAUUUCAAAUGUGAAUCAUCAUCAUCAGUCGAUGCAGAAUCACUACGCGUCGAUGCAAUCGCAGCAGCAACAGCAAACGUCGCAUCAGCAAAAUAUGUCUCAAAAUCUGAUGAGUUUAAAUUUGCAUAACGCCGCUCCGCAAUCGCAGCAGCAGCAGCAGCAGCAGCAGCAACAGCAACAGCCUCAGCACCAUCAUCAGUCGCCACAGUCGCACAACAACCAAACACAAACACAGCAUGCUCCAAACAAUAACAAUAACACGAGCAAAAACAACAAUAUCGAUCGGGUCAAGAGGCCCAUGAAUGCGUUCAUGGUAUGGUCACGAGGCCAAAGGCGCAAGAUGGCUCAAGAAAAUCCGAAAAUGCACAAUUCGGAAAUCUCGAAGCGUUUGGGAGCCGAGUGGAAGUUGUUGACGGAAAACGAGAAGAGGCCGUUCAUCGACGAGGCCAAGCGAUUGCGGGCUGUUCACAUGAAGGAGCAUCCCGAUUACAAGUACAGGCCACGCAGAAAAACAAAGACCCUCAUGAAGAAGGACAAGUUUCAAUUGGGAGGAAGCGCGAGCGUCGGUGGCAUCUUAGACCAGCGUCAGGUCGCCAACAAUACGAGUUCUCAACAAGCUCCGAUCUCGCGCGAAAAUUGUUACAACAUGUCGAACGGCUAUUUGCCAAACAGCUACGGUAUUCUCAACGAUCCAGCGACCCCGUACCAGCCGCAUUACGGACAUUUGAGCGCCGCUGCCGCGGCGGCUUCGUACUCCAGCCGCUACGACAUGCAGCACCCACUGGCAUCGGGCAAUCCGCCUUCGCAGAUAAACGCCUACAUCAACGGAUUCGCGUGUAACGCUUACGGGCAGCCAACGAGCAACGUCCAGGGCGGAUCACCGUCGCCGUACAGUCAGGUACAAGCCGGAUCGCAAAUGUCCUCGAACAAUAGUCCGUCGGGCAGCAGCAUUAAGAGCGAGCCCACCAGCCCGGGUAGCGUCGGUGUAACGCCGAGUCCCACGGGCCCCUCGGCGUCGGCGCCGUCGAAACCCAGGGACAAUUCACAGUUCAUGAACCAACAGUCUGUUCAGCCCACACACCAACAAUCGCACCAUCAGCAUCAGCAAUUGCAGCAGCUGCAGCAACAUCAACAGCACCAGCAGCAGCAACCCACAUCGGAACUGGCUCAGAUGUUUAAUAUGAUGAUCGAGAACCCGGCUCAAAAUAUGAUCGAUCAACAUAAUUACUAUAGCAACGCAGGGGUAGAUGCAAUGGGACAGCAUCAAGUCAUACCGCCAAUACCGCAUAUGUCCGAGAGCGAGAGAAAAAUGAUGAGCCCGGAAGCACAGUGUUACGCAGAAUCUGUGAGAAUAUGGGAAUGGAACUCGACGAACAACGUUCGAGUACAAGAAUCUUGGCCUACGUGAGCGGGGUUCACAAUGAAACAAUCGAAUUUUCACCAAGACGACAACUCAAGUUUCUAGAUCGACUUGCAGUAAAUGAUCCAAACUGCUGCGAGUAUCAAUGGAAUCUAAAACUGAUUUAACUGAGACCACUUCAUAAAUAAACGGAAAAACUCAUAUACAUUCAAGCUCGUUUUAAUAAAUUUUUAUGUAGAUUUCGAUUUAAUAAUGUAUAAAAAUGUAAGUGUUGAAUGAUCUUCGUUGAAAAAGCAUUAAUAGCACUCAGAACAACUUUUUAAUGUAAAUACAUUUAAUAAUUAUAAUUAAAUAAAAAGUGUAAUUAAUCGAC